Hyalella azteca is the source of this 1376-nucleotide messenger RNA. RefSeq lists its product as uncharacterized. The transcript is spliced from 6 exons. The record is from RefSeq and is a predicted model, not a curated record. Lineage: Eukaryota; Metazoa; Arthropoda; Malacostraca; Amphipoda; Hyalellidae. Bases 101 to 817 code for a protein of 238 amino acids.
ACUCAACUGGUAAGAUUUAAACGCAUCGCCAGACCAGAGCCUUUGCAGUCGCUCCUCGAAACGUUCAAAGUUUGGUAUUUUGUCUUGAAAGAAGAUCAAAAUGAAUUUCCUAGUUUUCUUGGGCCAUUUAGUUUUUGUCACUUCAAUCAUUCGAUCCGAGAAAGCAGGGGUUGCAGGAGCAGAUGAUUUCCGGUACCUGACAGGUUACGCUGGCCUCAACCAAACCGGCGCCCACUACCAGUUCACGGAGUACAUGCCCGACCUCAGCGUCGUGCAGAUGGACAACACCAUCGAGAGCUCAUGUGGUGUUGGAUACUGGCUGCUCUAUGACGAAGUGGACUACGACCCGCUCACCAAUGAAACUGAAUGCCAUUUUCGGCCAUACGAGUGCGGAAAUUGGAGCCCUCAGUGCCAAAACAUGGUAUCGUCGCUGAGGUACGCAGGAAGUCCGUACGGCCUCAACGACGACUACUACAACCUGUACGAGGGGACGAUCUUCCGGGGUAAGGAGUUCAGGGGCAACACAAACGCCGCUGACUUGGGGGACCUGGACAUGGCCGUGUCGUCUCUCAUCGUGACCGGACAGUCGGCAUGGACGUUCUACACCGACGUGAACUUAACGGGAUCCGACGUGUGCGUGUACGCGGAUGAACAUUAUACUUACGGUACCAUCGAUUUGGACUACGCACUUGUCCAAGAUAUGGAAAAGCUCGGUCUGCCCGACAACUCCAUCAGGUCUGUGGCGCGGGGCUGCCUCAGCGACCGCGUGCUGGGCCAACCCGGCGGUGAACGCCGCAGUCAAGACGCCAGCAACUGAACAGAUGCGCGUGAUGUUCAAUGCACGCGUGUUGUUUACAUGUAGUUGAUUAGAAUACGCGCCAAAAGUAUAGCGUAAGCAUGUCUGUUGCAUCGGUAUACUAGUGUUGUGGAAAGGUAAUGCGUCUUGAUGAUCCACUUAAAUGUGUCAACUGAACUUCUUUGAAUAUGGGAAUAUUAUCCACUCACUUGCUCCCUUGUGUGGCGGCAUUGACUCACCUUCGAGAUUCAAGACUAGGUCAUUGAGUUCCAAGUGGGUCAUAAAUGACGUUCAUUCAUGGUCAAGCAGCUGACUCAUCCAUGUUUAUUAUUCUGACCCACUCGAUUAUCUGCGUCUGAGCUUCUUACCUGCUAUCUCGUUUGAUUGCGCGUUCAUCUAAUUGCAAUUAAUUCACAAAUUGUUUUUUGCAUUACUUUCUUAAUAUUUGAAAUUGCAAUGUAAACGAUGCAUAUUCGAGCUUUAUAGUAUAUAUGACGUACCGUUGUUCCAUUUUCAGGUUUUCAGAGAGUUUCAGAAUUACGAUUUAAGUGCUCACCAGAAUAAUUAUUAUUUGCCGAAU